This is a messenger RNA of Chlamydomonas reinhardtii, 1793 nucleotides long. RefSeq lists its product as uncharacterized. The record is from RefSeq and is a predicted model, not a curated record. The transcript has 2 exons. Lineage: Eukaryota; Viridiplantae; Chlorophyta; Chlorophyceae; Chlamydomonadales; Chlamydomonadaceae. The coding region runs from base 287 to 754 and encodes 155 amino acids.
CAUUCGGCUACACAGUCUUUAUACACCAAGCCACACAAAGCACCAAUUUGCGAGCAUAGCCUUUCAACGGGUAAUUUCCACGAGACGACCAGUGCUUAUGCUUCUCGCUAAGUCCUCAGCGCUACUCCUAGUGCUAGCCUGCACACUUGAAAAGAGCAGGAGCCAGCAACCGAACCCUAACCGGCGAGCGCCCUUUGCCCCAAAGGCCCUGGAAAAGACCAACUGCGCGCGCAAGUCGCGGAGGCCCUCUUCUUCGAGCUAGCAGUAAAGUCGACUUGGAUACACGAUGGCAACCGCCAUGCAGCCCUUCCGCGCCUUCUCCAAUCCUCGGAGCCAGGCGCCGCGCCAGCAGUCACGUCACCUCAGCUGCACAGUCUCGUGCGCGCAGCGCAGUGUGCCCACGACCUCUCCAUCCCAUCAGCAGACCAUCUCGGCGGGCCAGGUCGUGCACCAUGACCUUGGUUCCGCAGCGGUACACCGCACCUCGCUAGGCCGCCACCCGGUGUUCAUGCACAUCUCGGCGGCGAGCGGCCCUCAGCCGACCCAGUCCUACGCGGCCGCUGGCUCGCUGGGGGAGGUGUCGGUGCUGGAGCAGUUUGGGCCACUGGGCGGCAUGUCGGACUACACCAAGCUCAUCUCGGCGCUGACGCUGGUGUCCUGCUCGGCGCUGCGGCCGCCCGCCACCGCGCUGCUAGGCCUGGCGCUGCUGGAGGAGGCGACACAGCUGCCCUAUGACCUCAUCAGCCUGGAGUAGGGAUCUUGAAGUAGGAAGAGGUUUCGUGUGAUGGUCGAGGGGAGAAUCGACCAUCAGAAUUAGUAGUGAGUGUGUGAUGGGACAGUGGCAAGGCAAUUAGUAGUGAGGCAAGAGAUCGACCCAUGGGGUAGACAGGACAGGGCGGGAUGGAUCGAGCCUUGCCGCGGGCGUGUCGUACAUCCCUGUGGUGUUUUGGUGGCAAGCAAAUGGGCGAGAAUGAGGUUUACAGAAUCCGCCUGUCUGCGUACUGCGUGUGAAGCGUACAUAGCAGGAGGGAUGCGAGGGAGGUUAGCUAUGCGGACGUGCUAGCGGGUCACACUUAAUGACACGAGAGUAGUACGUAGAUGACUGGGCGGCGGCAGCAGCAGAGUGACAUGGCUAGGGGGCCAAUCUAAGUAAGGUAGGAUAAGGACAGGCAAUGAGCACUGGAGCCCCCAGCGUGUUGGACGGGCACGCAAGGUGCAUGCAGGGCGGGAGAGAGGGGCUACCGUACUCCAAACUGGAAGUGACAGGCAAAGUCAGACUGUGACCAUGUGGUUUAUAAUCCGGCUUGAUCAUUGAGUACAAUCUUGGUGUCCAAUAUGCGCACCACUCCCUGUUUUGCCACCAUGCAGCAUGGCAUUUGAUGCUGCUGGGAUGUUUUUCUUUUUUUGUGGCGGCUGGUGUGCUUUCGGUGCCGUAUGUUUGUGUUGCGGUGGCUUGGGAUUUGUUUCUGCAAUGGUGAUGGCACCAGGAAUUUACAAUUAACCCAUUAUUUGUGCUGGGGUGUGAUCUAAUAGAUUGUGAUCCGCGUCAGGACACGUGCGUGCUAGAUUGCUACCCUUCUCAAAUUGACAUCAUCACAGCAAAUAGAGUCGGACAGCACCCAGUCACAGUUUGCCGUUUGGGUGGUGCGGUGCCUUCUGUGCACUGCACGCAGCCAUGUUGGCGCAUACAAGUGCAGGUGCAGGUGUGCUUAGCAUAUCAACGCACCCCUGCAUCAACAGGGCAAGGGCAUGCCUGCACUGCCGGAAGGGCAUGCAUGUAAGAAGCUUUGACC